AUGCCCCGUGGCCGGCACCAUCGGCAGGGCCCUUGCAAACCCACCCAGGCAGUUGCCAGUUACGCCAGUGCCCAUCCUUGGCAGCAGACAGACUGGGCUUCCUCUGAGGUGGGGCGCAUCCCCCUUGUGGACCCCUGGAUCUAGCGGCCCUGCUGUGGGGACCCUGUGUGCAUGCACACAACCAUGGAGCAGAAGAGCACAGCUAGUGGCACUCCCAGUGAUAAGCCCACCGAAAGGUGUCCUUCGGCUGGGCACAUGCCCAGCCCCCAGCCCCUCAGGGUGGACUUCCACUGGGUGCCAGGCUCGGACCUGGGCACCUUUGACUGCUCCGCUUGACUGCUGGACCACUUUUUGGCCCAGCUGGGCAAUUAUUUGUCUUUCCGCUUCGAGCACUACCAGCACUACCAGGACAACUGCAUCUAUGAGAUCCUCCAAUGCCUCAGAGGCCACGCCUGGGCGUGGGCAGCCCCCUACCUCAACAGGGACCUGCCCCUGCCUGACGAUUACAAGCUCUUUUGCUAGGAUCUCAAGGAAGUUAUUCAGGACCCGAACAAUUUCACUGAGCACCGUGCCACAGUGCCCUGCCUGCUGCCCCUGGCCUCAAGCCAGUCACCAGUGGCCCCGCAGCUGCCUGUGGUAAGGCAGUACCUGGCUUGGUUCUCGGAGGCCCUGGCACUCAACAUGGGCAGCCCCCAUAGGCCUGCUCCAGCCACCCCUGCAGUUUCUAGGUCCAGCUCUACAUCCAGAAAUGCUCUACCCAGGCAGCAGCUCACCAAGGAGAGCACCCCUGGGCCUCAGGACCCUGCCCUGCCCAGUCGUACGUGCAGCUCACAUCUUGGGCCUGUGGAGCCAGCUUUCUUUCGGCCAGAGGAGGCAGCCCCCAAACGUCCUACCCUUUCAGGCUCUGCUAACCCCCCUGCUCAGAGACGACCAGCUUGCCCAGGGGGUCCAAAGCCCCAGAAAAUAGAAGAGAAGAUUUAAGACCAGGAGGUGUCCUUAGACCCAUGGGAGGUGGUGGAUGCCCCAGUGGCCCCAAGAGAGCCACCAUUUUCUCUUGUUUCCCACCUGGCAUCCCUGGGUUCUGAACAAGGCCCAAGCAGUGCCCCCCGUGGUGAAGUGGCCUGUGUGGGCAGAGAGCCCUGUGGUCUCUAGUCAAAGCA
Molecule: messenger RNA, 1160 nt
Organism: Propithecus coquereli (Coquerel's sifaka)
Lineage: Eukaryota; Metazoa; Chordata; Mammalia; Primates; Indriidae
Gene: RTL10
Product: chromosome unknown open reading frame, human C22orf29
Source: RefSeq, a predicted model, not a curated record